This is a messenger RNA of Aspergillus japonicus CBS 114.51, 1101 nucleotides long. RefSeq names its product intradiol ring-cleavage dioxygenase. The record is from RefSeq and is a predicted model, not a curated record. The transcript has 3 exons. Bases 1 to 1101 code for a protein of 366 amino acids. Gene Ontology annotation, molecular function: oxidoreductase activity, acting on single donors with incorporation of molecular oxygen, incorporation of two atoms of oxygen; ferric iron binding. NCBI's taxonomy places the organism in Eukaryota, Fungi, Ascomycota, Eurotiomycetes, Eurotiales, Aspergillaceae.
AUGCGCAUUGCUGGUCUCUGGGCGAUAGCCGUUCUUCCGCUCGGGGCCGUGGCUCAUCCCGGGCAUGACAUGAGCCAGGAACUCGCUCAUCGUCGGGGCUUCCUGGCCCAAUCCAAGCGGACUGAUCUGUCCCACUGUGCGUCUAAGCUCCAGGCUCGUGGGGUGGAGUCUCGCAACCUUGCUCGACGGUAUCACACACUUCAUGCGAAGAAGCAAAAGCGUGACCUGGAUUCGGUAUUAGAUACCUCCCAUAAUGAGACGGACCUAGGCUACACACCAACAACUGCCGAGAGGACGGUCUUCUCCAGUAACACCAGCUGUGCGUUGACGCCCGAGGCGACGCAGGGACCGUACUACAUCACGGGCGAGAAAGUCCGACGGAAUGUGGUCGAGGACCAAGUUGGAGUUCCCCUCACUCUCGACCUGCAGGUUGUCGACAUCGAUACUUGCAACCCCGUGUCGGACGUCUGGCUCGAGAUCUGGAGCUGCAACUCGACGGGUGUCUACUCAGGAGUGGUAGCCGCGGCCAAUGGAGACGGGACUGAUGAUCUGGGCAACAUCGACACGACCUUCCUGCGGGGGAUUCAACGUACCGACGCCGAUGGGGUGGUGCAGUUCGACACUCUGUUUCCUGGCCACUACACGGACAGAGCCACCCAUCUGCACAUCCUGAUUCAUCACAACGCCACGGAGCUGAAGAACCACACUCUAGGCUCGGGGAACGCCACCUGGGUCACACACGUCGGGCAGGCCUUUUUCGACCAGGAGUUGAUCUCGGCGGUGGAGGAGACCUACCCCUACACAGCCAACACCCAAGUGUUGACCAAGAAUGCCGAUGAUGCGAUCCUGGCGAGCGAGGCGAGUCUCGGCGCGGAUCCAGUGGUGGACUACGCCUAUCUUGACAGUAAUGUCCCUGAUGGCCUGUUCGCGUGGAUGUCCUUUGGCAUCAAUGUCACCAAGAAUUACGAGAUCAGCGCCUCGGGCUCCUACUGGGCAGAUGGGGGUAGGCCCGAAGACAAUUCGCAGUGGACUGCCUUGCCUCCGGACGAUACUGCGUCGUCGAGUAGCUCGAGCUCGACUGCCAGCUCGAGUACUCCAUAG